GGAAAAGAAGAGCUCGUCUGAUUUAACUUCGCAUCAUGUGGCUACUCGUUUUAGGCAUUUGUUUCAUAGCUUCCCAUAUCAUGGCUGUACCGUCAUGGGACUACGAGGAUACCUCUAAUUGGUGUACAUCCUUUCCGGAUUGCUGUCCAGAAAAGGUUCGCCAAUCUCCUAUCGACAUUAUGUUGAGCAAAGCCACAAAAAAGUCCCUUGGUCCAAUCAUGCACAGCAUGGCCACCCUCUCUCCCAUUACGGGCACGGUCAAAAAUAACGGGCACACACUUCAGUUUGACUUGCCAGAAGAGGAAAUUGAAAAGCUGGAUCGACUCAUAACUGGGGGUCCAUUAGGAUCGGACAGCUAUCAAUUGGCUCAAUUUCAUUUCCAUUGGGGUAGAACCCAAAGAACGGGUUCGGAACAUGCUUUAGAUGGACAAUUCUUUCCCGCCGAGGUCCAUUUUGUCCAUUUCAACACCAAAUACGAUGAUCUUAUGAUGGCUGCAUCGGAGGAGGAUGGAAUUUCAGUCAUUGGAAUGUUUAUCGAGGUUGAAGAGGCCGUUUCCGAAGCGUUUAUGCCUAUUGUCGAAAAGACUAGAGACAUCCGAGUUCCAGAGAGUGAAGCCUCUGAAGUGACUAUCGAUCUGGCUAAAAUCUACAGCCAAGUGGCUGACCCGCAAAAAUACACGUCGUAUCUUGGAUCGCUUACAACUCCUGGCUGUAACGAAGUUGUUACGUGGAUCAACUUGCUCGAUCCCAUUAAAAUUGGCCGAGUCGAUCUGAAAUUCGUCCGUUUGUUGCGAGAGACGACCAAUAAAGCGAGAUUGGUGAACAACUUCCGAGCUCUCCAGAAUAACACACAAACUGUUUUUAUGAACAUGGCUUGAAUUAAGUCAAUACCUCAUUGAAUCACACCUCGAACAAAUUACGGACUGAUAUUCGAAUGUCAAUCGCCACGUUUUCUCAGAACUUAUUUGAAAUGACACUGUGAACAAAUACAUACCUUAAA
Tigriopus californicus is the source of this 1000-nucleotide messenger RNA. Its product is annotated as carbonic anhydrase-like. The transcript is spliced from 7 exons. Gene Ontology annotation, molecular function: carbonate dehydratase activity; zinc ion binding. Bases 36 to 878 code for a protein of 280 amino acids. The record is from RefSeq and is a predicted model, not a curated record. Lineage: Eukaryota; Metazoa; Arthropoda; Copepoda; Harpacticoida; Harpacticidae.